Diospyros lotus (date-plum) is the source of this 615-nucleotide messenger RNA. RefSeq lists its product as uncharacterized. Lineage: Eukaryota; Viridiplantae; Streptophyta; Magnoliopsida; Ericales; Ebenaceae. The coding region runs from base 1 to 615 and encodes 204 amino acids. The record is from RefSeq and is a predicted model, not a curated record. The transcript is spliced from 2 exons.
AUGGCGAACGCGACCAUCGAUGAGAUUAAGGCCGGCAUAGAGGCCCGGAUAGACCAAGCACGCAAGGAAGCCGUGUCUGACACUUGCUCGGGGUUCCUUUACACUCUGUGGUUGAACCAUCCUGAGAUGGACUUCUUUGGUGAAGAGGCCGUCGAGGAGGUAAAACAGUACGCGAUUGAAGCUGUUGAGGUCGCUGAGGCUUCUACCCCGCUGAACUCAUCCGAGAUCGCCUCCCUAGCUGCAAACGUCGAGAUCCAGCCAACCGAAGCUGCCGAGCUACCGGAAGAUAAGUUGGAAGCACGAAGGUUGAGAGCUCGAGUAGCUUGGUACUGCAUUUACGACGAUAGAUUAUAUAAGAGAGGGUUUUCAGCCCCGCUUCUGAGGUGCAUUGAUGGCACUGACUGUCAAACCGUGCUGAAAGAGAUUCACGCGGGUCACUGCGAUAAUCAUGCCAGAGCACUUUCAUUGGCGCAGAAGGCACUUCGACAAGGGUUUUACUGGCCCACAAUAAAGCAAGAUGCCAUAGAGCUGGUCAAGAGAUGUGACAAGUGCCAAAUGUUUGCUAAAGUCUCGCGAGCUCCUCUAACCUACCUAAAGCAGAUGAGCAGCCCAUGA